AUGAGUCCAUUUCGCCUCGUCUACGGGAGGGCUUGUCAUCUUUCAGUGGAGGUAGAACACAAAGCAUACUCGGUGGUGAAGGAAUGCAACUUUAGAUUAGGGAGAGCCGGCAUUGAAAGGAAGCUGCUACUACAAGAAUUAGAGUGCCUUCGACUGGAGGCGUAUGAGAACUCACGGCUCUACAAGGAAAAGGUGAAAGCGGUGCAUGACAAUAAUAUCAAGAGAAGAGAGUUUAGAGUUGGGGAUCUGGUUGAGCUUUAUGGCGUCUUCUAUCUGAGUUAUCCGUCAAGCCCCAACUUCUUCAAGGUGAAUGGCCACCGCUUGAAGCAAUAUCAUGGUGAGAAGUUGGAAAGGAAUAAGGAGUUGGAGAUCUUUCUCUUGAAGGAUCCAGCACAAGAAGAGGACUAA
Messenger RNA from Arachis stenosperma, 408 nucleotides. RefSeq lists its product as uncharacterized. Bases 1 to 408 code for a protein of 135 amino acids. The transcript has 2 exons. Lineage: Eukaryota; Viridiplantae; Streptophyta; Magnoliopsida; Fabales; Fabaceae. The record is from RefSeq and is a predicted model, not a curated record.